Molecule: messenger RNA, 982 nt
Organism: Lindgomyces ingoldianus
Lineage: Eukaryota; Fungi; Ascomycota; Dothideomycetes; Pleosporales; Lindgomycetaceae
Product: guanylate kinase
Exons: 2
Coding region: 233-847 (204 amino acids)
Biological process (GO): purine nucleotide metabolic process
Cellular component (GO): cytosol
Molecular function (GO): GMP kinase activity
Source: RefSeq, a predicted model, not a curated record
CCAGACUCGCCGCCCACCACAGCGCAGUCAAAAGCAAACAGCAGCUGGGAAUGUCUCAAUGCUAUUGAAACUGCCACGACGCGCGGUUGCGUUGUCACAUGUCCACCCUCGGCCGUGCCAAUCUUUGUGCACCCAAAGAUAUCAAACUGCAACCCAACCGCCACUAGUCCCUCCUCCACCAGCUCUCCGCCAGCCAAGCGCCACUCCACCAGCAAGUCACUUUUCCACCAAAAUGGCCCCCACAGUCCCAAUCGACACGGCCGCCCUCUCAUCCCACAUCCCCGUCGUAGUAUCGGGUCCCAGCGGCACUGGCAAAUCCACAAUCCUUCAGCGCCUCUUCGCCGAGUUCCCCGACAAAUUCGGCUUCAGCGUCUCCCACACGACGCGGUCACCUCGAGAUGGAGAGCAGAAUGGCCGCGAAUACUACUUUGUAACAAAAGAGGUCUUCUUAGAUUUAGUGGAAAAGAAAGGGUUUAUCGAGCAUGCACAAUUUAGUGGGAAUUACUACGGGACGAGUAUCAAGGUCGUGGAGGAUAUUGCCGAGCAGGGGAGGAUUUGCAUUUUAGAUAUUGAGAUGGAGGGCGUCAAGCAAGUAGCGAACCACCCCACCUUCCCGCGCCCAAGAUUUCUCUUCUUAUCGCCGCCGUCGAUGGAGGUGCUAGAGCAGAGGCUAAGGUCGAGGGCUACGGAUAAGGAAGAGGCGGUUCUGAAGAGACUGAACCAGGCGAAGGUGGAGAUGGAGUAUGCAAAUUCGGGAGAGGCGCCGCAUGAUAAGAUCGUGGUGAAUGACAACCUGGACAAGGCGUACCAGGAGGUGAGAGAGUUCAUUGUUGGGAAGGGUGCUUAGGAGCAGACAGCUGUGUGAGGCCCAAGUAACGAGAGUUUAGGUCAAGGAUGUUAGAGAGAGAGAUGAUACCAUAGCGCCAUAGACAUUUCGAGGACAAAAGUAUACGUCUGCAUUUACAUCAUCAAGGCACGUGAG